Messenger RNA from Bombus huntii, 6802 nucleotides. RefSeq names its product mucin-3A. Bases 4 to 5472 code for a protein of 1822 amino acids. The transcript has 4 exons. NCBI's taxonomy places the organism in Eukaryota, Metazoa, Arthropoda, Insecta, Hymenoptera, Apidae. Gene Ontology annotation, molecular function: serine-type endopeptidase inhibitor activity. The record is from RefSeq and is a predicted model, not a curated record.
GAUAUGUCGUUGGAAUCGUCUCAUGCUACUUUGACGACACUCGUGCUAUGGGCAUGUUUAAGUUUCAGCCUGGCUUCGGAACGCCCACUUGCAGAAAGCACCACAACCGUGUUGCUGCCUAUGAAAUAUUUUAAAUCUAGGGCGGACACGUAUCAGGCAAUAUCGGGCAUAUCUAAAGAAUCGAAAGAUACGAAGAACCAGGUUGUUCGUGCAACGGGAAACAACAGGUCACCUGGUUCGGUCGCAGUCAAUUUUCAUCGAUUGCCACCGUCACCGGCGAAUUUGCUGAAACCCGAUGGAUUUCAAUUUUACACGUACAACGAGAGAGGCGAUAUGAUCACGAGGCAAAUGACUAUGCAAGAGAUUCAAGCUUUAAUCGCGAGUGGAGGUCCGGAUCAUUCUAACAUGGAGAUUCAAGAGCCCCAAAAAGCUGAGGAUAUACUUACGGGAGGAAAGAAGGUUAUGGACGUGGUGGAAAAAGUGCAAAGCGUACUGAAAAGCGCUAUGGAUAAACCGUUAUCGACGCUCUCUGGCUCGCACCCGAUGAUCCCAGAAAACGUAAACGUCGAGUGGAGCAAUAUUUUACCAGCUAUUUUAGCCGGUGACAAAUACGGAAAUAAGGUCGAAGAAAGCCACUACGUUGAAAAGCCAACAUCGAAACCGUCGUCAUCUGCCAGCUAUGUCAUACACAAACAGAAUGAUUCGGUUUCCGAUUCGCUCAAGCCUGACAUAAGUGAAACGGUUGCACAGGCGAAACCCGACGAUACUAACAAAUACACAAACGAACGAAACGAGCAAACCAAGAAGAACGGAACGCUGCCGACAAUUGCUACGAAACCUACGACUAUCUCUUAUACGGAGAAAUUAAUGAUCCCGGUAUCUGUCAUCACGACUGAGCAAAAUGUCGAAUUGAUGGCUCACAAUCGUUAUACCACUCAGAGUUCCAUUUUGCAUAAGGUGACUGGAGCGUCACCGUUGUCAGAAAGUACUACUACUUACGGAUCUAACGUUCGGGACGAAGAAAACCUGGCGUCCACAAGUGCUAUUACAAAACCAACAACCAUCGGCGUUUCUGUUUCAUCGACCAUAGGCGAGUCCAUCAAAAACGGUCACGAUAACAUCGGUCUAACGACGAGUGAAACGUUAGAGGCAAAAUAUAACACAUCGCACAUCGAUGAAACUGUUACCGAUCAGACCGAUUCGUUGGUAACACAAACGAAGACGAAACCAACGACCGAUAUUUCGAGCCAGGAAUACGAUAAAGUUCCAUUGAAAACGCAGACACCGUCCAUGAUGGAAGCGAAUCAAGUUCAAGACACUAAGGAACCGUUUAGCAAAUUGCCAUCGCAGUCUUCUCCACCGUUUACCAAACCGCCGUUACAAUUUUCUGUAUCUUUUACGAAAUUGCCACCGCAGUCUUCUGUAUCGUCCACGAGUACUCCUGCAAGUACAAAUAAAUAUAGAACAACAACAUUGGUACCAUCGACGACGAUACACGACACAGUAACCAAACCAAGUGAUCGCUUAAGCGAGCCGAUCGAGCCUCCAAAAUCUUCUCCAUCUAUGGAGCUGGUGAAUUCUUUAUCAAACGUGAUCAGUCAAAUCUCCAACGACGUUUCUCCCGUGUUAUCUUCCUCUUUCGGGUUCCAGUCGAUUCCCAGCGAAAACGAGGGAAAACGUAAUGACAGUUCUGAAAUUACAACGCAUCCUUCCACGACCAACGAUAACCGACUAGAAAAUGCGAAUAAUACGUCCGAAGAACGUAUACAGGAAUCGUCUAGCGAAAUGACGAUGAAGUUCGAUCCUGAUCACGAGAAGAUUUCUUCCAUUACUAUAUCCGCGCCGAUUGUAUCGACGAGUACGACAGAGCUCGAUAAAACGGCAAACGUUUCGGAUAUUUCGACGAAAUCUGAUAGCAUACACGUAUCGAGUGUUCAGACAAAUGCGACAGAGCCAACGACGAAUAUUAACGAGACACCGGUUACUAGUUCCAACUUUUUACAAGCGAUAGCGCUUAUCGAGAAUAUGCUUCAUACCGCCUCACCUGCAACGAAUAGACCCGUUAUCGAGUCAAUCACCUUGCCGACCGAUUUAUCGGAGAAUUUGUUACCUAACACUGUAGCAAGCUCGCUCAUCGCUGAUUCUUAUUUAUCCAAUUCGAAGACAAACGAAACACAAGCUGUAUUCAAGGAGACAACAGUGUCAUCUCCUGAGAAGCUCAACUCAACAGAGACUGUUACGUCAAAUUCGGAGUUGUCUACAUCGGUUAACGAGGAUAGCACGAAUGAUACAACGAAGAAAGGGUCGACAAACGAGAAUGAAAUUUAUCGAACGUCGACAACAAAGGACGAUCUGUUUACCGACCAGCAGAAAAUUGAAUCUUCGCUAUUAAAAAACGAACUGUCCACCGCUUCGGAAACUACGACAGCUUCGGUAGCGUCAUCUAUCCUUGAUGCUACUGUAAAAACUACCGUCGCGGAUGGAAUGUCAACUUCCUUCGCGAAUAACGCGUUUAACGAACAGACAUCGACUUACGAGACGACAAUAUCGAGUAACGAGGCUUCGACAAGUACGAACACAGGAACCAUAAUUGCGAAUGCUGAAAAUAUUACCGAGGGAGCAUCGCAGAACAAUGAUAAAACUUCUACAACAUACCUGGAAUACACGACAGAAACGUCGUCAGAACAAGACAAACAAACAUUUACGUAUCAAACCGUGAUAGAUGAAUUGUCGAAGAACUUGAGCGAAUCUAGCACGGUCAUCGCAAAUUUGUCUAACGCAGAGGAGCAUCCAGUGGAGAGUUCGACAGACAAAAUCGUACUGCAAAGUCCUUUAAAGAAAACUGAAGAGCAGACGAAGAAUGAUACGGUUCACACGAUCGUGAACCAACAGAAGAUCAACAUUUCGGAAAACACGACCAUGAACCAACACGAAACUGACAUCUUGAACAACGCAACUAUGAAUGAACAUAAAAUUAAUAUUUUGAACGACACAACCGCGAACCAACACAAAAUUAACUUUUUGAACAGCACAGCGGUAAACCAACAUAAAAUGAACAUUUUGAACAACGCAACCGCGAAUCAGCAUAAAACGAACAUUUUGAACAACGCAACCGCGAAUCAGCAUAAAACGAACAUUUUGAACAACGCAACCGCGAAUCAGCAUAAAACGAACAUUUUGAACAACGCAACCGCGAAUCAGCAUAAAACGAACAUUUUGAACAACGCAACCGCGAAUCAGCAUAAAACGAACAUUUUGAACAACACAACCGUGAGUCAACAUAAAACGAACAUUUUGAGCAACGCAACCGUGAGUCAACAUAAAACGAACAUUUUGAGCAACGCAACCGCGAAUCAGCAUAAAACGAACAUUUUGAACAACGCAACCGUGAACCAACAAAAAAUUAACAUUGCGAAUAACACAAUCGCGAGCCAACAUAAAAUGAACAUUUUGAAUAACACAGAUGUGAACGAACUUAAUAUUUUAAAUAUUAAUAAAAUUAAUAUUUUGACUAAUACACCCGAGAAUCAACAUAAGAUCGAUAUUUUGAACAACACAACCACGACACCUCUCAGCGAUACGAAAUCUUCCGUUGUCUCGUCUACUCCUGGAUCGAUAACCACUGCUCUAAAUUCUAUCACGGAGGAAUCAAACGAGAUCAAAGGUAGUACGAUGAAUUCGGUAGAUUGGAACAGAUCGGAGAACAAAACAAAAAUUCCCAUUGAAAUAUAUUCGUACAAGAGUAAUGUCAGUAUGAAUAACUCAAUAGGAACGCAGUUGUUGGGAGCCGCAAGUAAAUUACACAAUAACGAGUCGCACAUAAAUCAGAAGAUGAAUGAUUCGCCAAGUUCGACGUUACAGAGCAAAACGAAUAACACGAGCAUAAAUCAGCACACGUGGCAGCGGAUAUCGUUGCACCAAGUAAUUCCAUCGUCGACGGAAUUCAUCACGGGAUCUACCACGUCGACGAAACACUUCGAGGCAUCGACAUCGACAAUGUCGACGAUAGUGGACGCGAGUUCGACAAAAUAUCCCUCAAAUUAUCAAUCGACUCCCGUGAACAAAGCGGAAUCGACUGUUUCCCUAAAUGCCUCGAAAAGCGUCGGCGGAUUGGAUACUAGCACGAGCAACGCGAGUGCCGAUAUUAUCAAUUUUUCGAGGCUUUGUAACGAACUAGCAAUUAAGUUUUGGGUCGCGGCGAACAGCGGAUUGAGUACUGGAAGAUCGCUCGUUCUUUCACCGUUUGGCAUGACUAGCCUGUUGGCGAUGAUCUUCCUCGGUGCUCGAGGAUCAACGUCAGACCAGAUGAACGAAAUACUUGGACUCGACAAUGUGGCCACUUUCAACCCGCAUCUUAUUUUCCAGAACGUAACGGACACGGUGAGCUUGGCGAGGCACCAAGGUAUCGCGAACGCGGCGUUUGUCCGCGAAUUAUUUGCGGAUAAAGCUAAGGUGAGAAGAUUGUUGCCGUUCUAUAAGGAGCAAGCUCAACAAUUUUACGAAGGAUUGGUGACCGAAGUAAAUUUCGCUACUAUCAGUGAUCUCGUGCGUCGCCGAACCAAUCUAUUGAUUAGGAAACAGACUGGAGGUAGAAUAAAGGAUUUCGUGAAGAGCAACACGGUUCCUCUAAGAUCACCGCUGGCUACAAUUUCAGCAAAUGUGUUUCAGACGGAUUGCAACACAAGUUCCGCGAGUACAACAGGUCGAGACGGGGAAUUAUACUUCGCUGUCUCAGCUGCUCAUAGAUUGAGGAAGUUGAUCCCCGUUCCGGCUACCGUUUGGCGAUCGAACGUUCUUGCCGGUUAUGAGCCCAGUUUGGAUGCGACUGUUAGUGCUAUCGGAAGUGUGGAUAAGCUCGUUUCGACCAUAUUUCUCGUACCAGGUCAACAAGGUCAUGCUGCACCCGGCGAUACUUUGGAUCGACUCGAACAAAGGUUUAUCAAAGAAGCUUUUCAAGAUGGAGCUUGGGAUAAGCUGCUGAAGGUUCUUAUACCUAGACCGAGCCUGGAAUUACAAGUACCCAAAUUUAGUCAUCGGUCCAUUGUGAACGCUACUGCUGCUUUGAAGAGGAUGGGACUCGAUCAGCUGUUUUCGACUAACGCUGACUUCAAAGGGAUCAAUGGAAUUGGAAAUCGUCUCUUCUUGUCCGACGUUUUACAGAUGAAUCUAUUCAGUACGUGCGGCGAUGAAAACAUCGCUAAUGGACGACAUCACAUGGAAAUUUAUCCAGCAAGUCCUACUUUACGAAAUUCUCGACACAUCGACGAACAAACAUUCCGUAGAAUAAGACGGACAGUCAAUAUGGAGCCGGCAAACUAUCGUACAGUUUCGUUCAAGGAACGAAUGAGAACUGUAGAAAGAUCAGAAGAGAAACCGAGAUUGAAAUUGGACCAGCCGUUCCUUUAUUUCGUACGGCACAAUCCAACGGGUCUCAUACUUCAUAUAGGCCGUUUCAAUCCUAGGUUAAUAUAAAAUUAGGACGUAAUGCUAGCUUCGUCUCUAUGUAAUACUUGUGUAGUUAACCUCGCGUAUUCUUAUAUACAUAUUCUUUCUUAUAUACAUAUGUAUAAUCGCAUUAGAUAUUUCACGCGAGUGUUGCCACAUUUAUUAUCUUUAACCCUUUAGCAGUGUAAUCUGAGAGAGAUUCAGGCAUGCCGUCGAAUAACGCAAUUAUUAAUAUUUAUUUCGUCCAAUGAAAAUCCGAACGUAUGUAUCUUUUUGUAUUUGAUAGAGUAAGGUAGGUCUAUUUGAUAUUUCAGUCAAGUGCGAAAUUCGGAUAUGAACAAUUUUUAAGCGAGUGUGUCACUUUAGUGUGUCAUUUUAGCUAAUCGUUAUUAGCUUAGUUUUAGUGUUUUUUUAUUUACAAUACGUUCAAUCGACUGAUUUAGGGGGACAAGAAUUCCAAUAUAAGUGACGAAUGUUAUAGCGUAAUGUUGCUUAUACUAUUUACUACAUACAGGAUGAUUUUAAAGUCGCGGUACGCCCGGGAAAGUAAGUUAAAUAUAUAUACAAUUGAUCUUUUUCGUAUGAGGGUUCGUUUUCGAGAAAACAAAAUUCGAAAGUUUAAGUAUACCUGCACUUCGAAAUCGUCCUGUAUAAUUAAUAUAAUAUCGUCGACGACGAUUUAAAUAAUAAUCUAUGAAGCAGUAUCACAAAUGCUCGUGUGUUACCAUCAGGAAACUUAGGAGUUUCAUAUCCAAAUCGCAAUUCCAAACUGAUCAUAUCCAAAAUGCAAUUUAACCAAGUUUGAGCAAUUCCUUUGUUGGCAAAAUUCUUGUAAAAUCUUCAUUGUCACGAUAUGCAUAUGUUUGCCAAAUCAUAUUCAUUAAAUUAAUUUAAAAUUAAUUCAGAAAAUGCUCUCGCAACGCGUUAUUAAUAUCAUUGUUCUCAUUAUGUAUAUAAUGUAUUCGAUUUUUAUUGCAUUGGAUACCUAACCCUCCUGCGCUCUUUAGGUUAUUUUCGACUGAAUCUUAUUUUUCUAUCGUUACAAAAAUUCUUAAGUGUGUAGGAAAUAAGAGACAAUCGUCGUUAACGUAUGUAAUUUCAAUGGUAUUCUAAUUAUUUUCUUAAAACAUUAAAAGCUCUUUUCCGAUUGAAACGAAAGCGACAUCAAGAUAUGAGAAACUCGAAGAUUGCAGCAGGGUUAACUUACGCGUCUAUGUUGAUAACGACAAUAACAAUUGUUUUAAAUGCAAAUUUAUUUUGUUCACUUGGAUUUCGUGCGCUAGGACAAAAUUAAAUACAAUGGAAAUUAUUUUUAAAAAUAAAAUCAUUCAGUUAAAAAGAAAUAUGUAUUACUUGA